UAGUAAUUUGUGUUUCAUGCAAUUUCAGUACUUACGAAAUGUUGCGUACUAUUAUAUAGAAGUGUAAAGAAUAUUCAGAUGUAAAGUGCAAAUGUAACUUUUAAUAUAAUUUAUAAAAAUAUUAUUUAAUAUUAUUAAAUAAAAUUUUCUUUUUAUGUACCGUUAUGUCUAAUUUUCCCGCAAUACGUUUAUCAUCACAAAGAAUUGUGGCGCCAAAGCAAUAUACGCGUAAUAUUGGUUUUAAUAAUUAUACAUAUUUGAAACGAUAUUUUAAAGAAUUAUUGAAAAAUUUUUCAUUAUUGUGAUAAUUUAUUGUCACUUCAAGAUUAUUUUAUUUUUGAGAUGCAUUAUAUAGUUUUUACACAUCGUUUUAUUUUUUUAAAGAAUUAUGUCGGAUCCCGGAUUGUCGCUUGACGAGGAAACACUCUCCCCAGAUAUCUUCAACGAUGUAGAUAAUAUGACAAAUAAUCCUGUAAAUUCUGAUGAUUCAAGUUCAAUGUUAGUUGAUAUUACUGAACCAGAACCUGUGGAUGAUGUACCUGAAUGGAAAGGUGUAAACAUGGAUGAAAUACAUAAAGGUUUAGGUAUAUAUGAUUGUCAAGAAUUACCACCUAUUUGUCCAUCUUCAUCUCAUAUAGUAUUAAUAUCGUUACCAUUACCCGUACGUGGAACACCAAAACCAUAUCCUACAUAUCAAGUAGAAAAGUGGUGUCAGGAUUAUGUUAGAAUGCCACAUUCAAAACAUAGUGUAUAUCCAAUAGAUGAGAAUGGAACUAGACGUUGUCGAAACAGAUGGGAAAUAAUACAAGAAUCAUUACUUCAAAAUUUUAUUUCAACUCAUCAACUAGAAAAUGCAAUACUUUCUUAUAAUCACAUAUAUGCACAACGUUGGGAUUUUACUGCACUUCAUCAUUUCUUUUCUGAGGUACUUGAUGAAGAAGAAGCAAAUAUUUUCUUUGAAGUAUUAAUGCCAAAAAUGGUUCAGCUUGCUUUGCAACUUCCUGUUUUGGUAACAGGUUCAGUGCCUCUUUUAAAACGCCACACUAAUGGUGCAAUAAGUCUUAGCCAGUUACAAAUCGCCUCUUUACUAGCUAAUGCAUUUUUUUGUACAUUUCCAAGACGUAAUUCAACUAAUCCACAAUCUGAAUAUGGAAAAUACCCAUACAUCAAUUUCAAUAGGUUAUUUUCAGCAUAUAAAGAAGGAAAAUGGAAUAAGUGUGAAUCUGUAAUGGAAAAAAUGAAAUGUAUAUUUCAUUAUUUUCGCAGAGUAACAUCUAAAGGUGGAGCAGCCCCAGAAGGUGUAGUAACAAUUCAACGACGAUAUAUUCCUAAAUCCGAUUGUCCAAAAUGGGAUGAACAAAUACAGAAAUUGUUACCUCUACAUAUUACAAGUAAAGGAACAAUAGAAACAGAAGGAACUGGAUUUUUGCAAGUGGAUUUUGCUAACAAAUAUGUAGGUGGUGGUGUUCUUGGGUUAGGAUGUGUACAAGAAGAAAUAAGAUUUGUUAUUUGUCCUGAAUUAAUGGUGACAAUGCUUGUUACGGAAGAAUUAGAUGACACUGAAGCAUUAAUUGUCAGUGGUAUUGAAAGAUAUAGUAAAUAUAAAGGUUAUAGUAAUACUUUUAAAUGGGUUGGAGACUAUGUUGAUGAAACACCUAAAGACAGUAGCGGAAGACGACUAACAUCUAUUGUUGCAAUAGAUGCUCUUUAUUUUACACAUACACAAUCGCAAUUCAACAUAAAUAAUAUAACAAGAGAACUUAAUAAGGCAUAUGUAGGAUUUGUUGGUUGCGAAGGUAGCAAGAACAAUCUUCCUGCUGUUGCAACUGGAAACUGGGGAUGUGGUGCAUUUCGUGGAAAUCCAAAAUUGAAAGUUUUAUUACAAUUAAUGGCUGCAGCUGUAGCAGGUCGAUCAAUGGUUUAUUUUACUUUUGGGGAUACAAAUUUACGAGAUGCUAUUGCUGAAAUGUACAUGCACUUCGUAAAACAUGAAAUAAAUAUAGCUCAUAUUUUUUCAUUGUUGGUGCAGUAUCAAGAAUUUGCUUCAACAGGAAACUUAGAUUUUUAUCGUUUUUUGUAUAACCGUAGUAAAAUAAAAUCAUUUACACAACAUUUAAAUACAAAUAUUCAUACAAAAGUCUCUAUAACAAAAGAAAUUUUGAAAAAAAGUAAAAGCAUUAAUAAUGGAGAAAAAAGAUCUUUUCAGUUAGAUAAAAAAUAUCCUGAAACGGAAGAAGAAAAAAUACAAGGUUGGUUAACUAAUAUUGAUGAAGAUACUAAUAGUAAAAGAAAAACGGAGAUUUUAAAAGAAGAAUAUAUAGACGUUAAAAGAAUUGUGGAAAAAGAACAGAUUCAAAGUAAAGAUAAUAUAAAGAAAAAAGAAGGACAAAUUUAUGAUAGAGAUAGUGUAGAGAAAAAAAGAAAACAGUCUUUAUGGAAAGUUUCGGAAGAUACGACACAGACUAAAACGAUUCAAGAAUGCCGAUUAUCUGGUUUAGAAUUAUUAGAUACAAAACAAGAUCUUAUUUCACAAUACUCGGAUAGUGGUUGUAGUGAUUCGACCAAAGAUGAAAAUCAUCAAUCAAUGAAGACUUCUACAGAUACACAUAAUACAUACAAAUUAAUUCAAACUUUAGGUGAAAACUCUAUAGUUCCAAAUAAAAAUGAAUCGCCAACUAAAAAAUCUGGACAAAGAAAAAUUUCAGAUUUUUUUCAACGAACAAGUUAAAAAUUUUUAAGCAUUUAUAAUUAAAUAGUUCUUUUACUUUAUUAAAUUUUGACACAAGACUUUCUAAACACAUAUGUACUUUGUAUAUAAUGUAAUAAUACGAAUAAAUAAAAAAGUAAUUAAUUUUGCAAA
Apis dorsata (giant honeybee) is the source of this 2860-nucleotide messenger RNA. Its product is annotated as poly(ADP-ribose) glycohydrolase-like. Gene Ontology annotation, biological process: carbohydrate metabolic process; ATP generation from poly-ADP-D-ribose; nucleotide-sugar metabolic process. Gene Ontology annotation, cellular component: nucleus; cytoplasm. The transcript has 11 exons. The coding region runs from base 389 to 2728 and encodes 779 amino acids. Gene Ontology annotation, molecular function: poly(ADP-ribose) glycohydrolase activity. The record is from RefSeq and is a predicted model, not a curated record. Lineage: Eukaryota; Metazoa; Arthropoda; Insecta; Hymenoptera; Apidae.